GAUUGUUAGUACUGUGCAGUCUUUGAACUUCUCUCUGAUUGCUCUCUGGAUUAGCGAGUCUGUCUCAAUGUCUACAUUGGCUGUUGCUUCGUCAAGUACUAAGAUCUUGGUUUUACGAAGAAUGGCUCUGGCUAAACAAAUCAACUGUUUCUGGCCAACAGAGAAUAUAUUCUGGUCUGUAACUUCUGUAGCCAGCCCAUCAUUCAAACUUUGAACAUAGUUUUUGAGUUGGACUUCUUCAAGAACUCUCCAGACCUGCUCAUCAGAGUACACUUCGAAAGGAUCAAGGUUGGCUCUGAUUGUAGAUGAAAUUAAAAAAGGAGACUGAGGGAUGAAAGAAAUUGCGUUACGAAGGCAAUGAAGCCCAAUAUCUUUGAUAUCUUCGCCUCCAAUAAUGAUUUGUGAGCCUGGUUCGGUUUCAACAAGCCUAAAGAUUGUCUGUAAAAUUGAGCUUUUACCAGAUCCAGUUCUUCCAAUUAUUCCUACUUUGCGUCCUUCAUUAACAUUAAAAGAUAAGCCCUUGAGCACUUGUGGUAAAUGAGUUUGAUAUCUCAUAUGUACAUCUUUAAAGGAUACAUCAGCAGUUUCGGGGAAAUCUUUUGGAUCAUUUUGUUUGGAUCUAAUUGCUACUGUUGCAUUUACAGAAAAUUCAAGGGAGAACUGGACCGUAAGUGCGGCUAGUUUUGUGUCAAUAACAUCGAAGAAAGCAAUCAGAAUUGAGACUAUCAACAAAUUUCAUGCAAUAAACAGACAAGCACAAAGAUCAACUCUAAUUCCUGCCCAUCUUAAUAUAGAAGCAUGAGUAAACUUUGCGCUAGCAUUCGAAUCUGAAUCUUUCAAGAAGCGGUGGAUAAAAUAUUCACCUCUCUUAUAUGCUCUUAUGCUUGUAAUCCCAUCCAGAGCUGAUGAAUAUUUAGUAUUCAAUGGACCUUUGCUCAUUGCAUCAAGUCUCUUAGCAUCAUUUUGAGCAGUAAUUGACCACCUACGAAUCAUAUACAUUGGAAUCAACACAAAGAGCAAGAUCACCAAAUUCCAUGGAACAACAACAAUAAUGAAUACUAUCAGGAUGCAGCACUUAGCAAAUGUAAUUAACAAAUAGUUUGUCAUUUUUGGUAACAAGAAAUCUGUAAUAGAUAAGUCCUUCGUAAAUCUAGUAAGUAUAGUUCCAAUAGGAUUGCUAUCAAAUAGUACUAUCUUGGCUCUGAGUAACUUCCAAACCAUUUUUGAGUGCAAUUUAUAUGAAGAACUCAAGCAUGUGGCUGCUACUACCAGUCCUCUUAGAAAGCUGGCAAGAAUGUACAAACAGACAGACAUAAUAAAUAGUGAAUACCAUAAUGACUUAUCACCCUGGUCAUCACUGGUCCAUUGACCAACUGUAAGGUUGAUUGAUACAAAACAGAAAGAGCUAAUUAUUGUGAGGAUAAUGCUCAGAAUAACUCCAAUAAUGCCAAUGCCAUAUCUUGAGAAGCUAAAUAACUCCCUUAGUUUGACAUUUCCCUUGAUCUUAAUUUCAUUCUGGCUGACUCCUUUCUUCUUUUCUU
This is a messenger RNA of Moneuplotes crassus, 1541 nucleotides long. The record is from the annotation of a GenBank genome assembly. Lineage: Eukaryota; Ciliophora; Spirotrichea; Euplotida; Euplotidae.